GAGCCAGGGUUUGGUCCGAUAUCCUCUCCAUUGGCAGGUUUACCUCAAUUUUCCCACCCCGCUAUCGGCAACGUCCGUUAUUUUCCUCUGCUAGCGAUGACACCACUUUCCUCCUCUUUCCCCUCUCCAAUUUCCCUUCUCCAAGCUCCCUCUUCCCUCCCACGCCCACCUUUUCCCCGCCAGCCCCAGUUAGCGCUGCUAGUCCCUUGCUUAGGCCUUUGUCCGGCGAAUCGUCCUCCUGCACACGCAAUGGGCGCUGCGGCCGUCGAAUAACAGUUGCCGACGAAAAGUGACCGAUGAUAAGCCUCACAAAAGAUUUGCGUGCUCGGUUAUGACGGGAUUGUUGCUUCUGCCUAUGAGUUGAUUGAGCCUUUCCCCUUGCUGUGCUCUUUCUCUCCUCUCCCUCUCAUCACCCGUCUCACAAUGGAGCACUUCAUUGCGCCCUUUCAACAGGCGAUCGGGCCUGUGAUCGCUCAGCUUCCGGGAGAGAUCACUGAACAGGUCCCUGACCAUGGCCUUUCUCAGCGAAGUAUAUGGCAAAAUCGCACCCGGCGGGCGUCGGGUUUUAUAGCUACUGGGAACCUGCAUCUAGUCAUAUUACUGGCAUCGUGGGCAAUCGCUUUGUUUCCGAUACUCCUGCGGUUCCUCUGUCGGCUCUGUCGGCCCAAGUCGCGCGACAACCUCAAGUCCACAGCAGUAGACGGCCCGUCGGAGAUCCUGGUGCACCUGCCCUCCGCAUUCGUGCACCUGGCUGCUGCUCUCGCCGCCUGCUGUCUGAGCUGGCUCGACCUGCGGCACGGCGGGAGCUGGAAACGGUCUCUGCUGUUGACAUACGUGGUUUUGCUGGGCGUGGGCUAUAUCUGCUGCAAGAACAAGGGCUAUCGAACACACCUCUACCGGCACAUGAACGGCGUCGUGGUGACGGCUCUGGCGUUGGCCGUGGUGCAGGAUCUGGUGCCCAUGACGAUCGUCGACGCGACCUACCGGUCUAGCUCCGUUGGCGCUGGAAUUGUCGCUAGCUUGGCUGCUGUGGUUGUGAUCGCGCUCGGAGCCCCCCGUCCACGACGGCCGAUGAUCCGCGACGCGGAGAUCGAGCGCUCCGUGAAGGAGGAGAACGCGUCGCCGGAGGAGACGUGCUCCCUGUUCUCCUACUACUGCUCGUAUGAGUGGAUCACCUAUGUGAUCUUCCGGGGCUGUCGGCGGGAUCUGACCAUGGAUGAUCUCCCGCCUUUGCCGUCUUACGACGAACCUAUGAGAUGGCUGGAAAAGAUCAAGAGGCAGCGCCGCAAGGGCGGCAAGACCUUCCGCACGCUGUGCCGCUUGCUGAAGACCGAAAUCAACACUAUGAUGACUUGGUCGGCCAUGACGGCGGUGAUUGAUUUCAUGGCGCCGUAUUCGAUGCUGCGACUCCUGGCGUAUCUGGAGGAUCCGGACAGCGCGGUUUUCCACCCUGCGCUGUGGAUUGCGCUUUUGUUUGUUGGUCCGAUCACCCGCUCGCUGUGUUAUCAGCAGUACAUCUUCACCUCCACUCGUCUUGUUGUUCGGGUGAAUGUUUCCCUCGUUCAGGAGCUGUAUCAGACUGCGAUGCGCUCUUAUAUCUACGAUGGCUCUGUUGGCGAGCAUCACCAUCAUAAUCAUCAUAACAAGAAAAAAGAGAAAUCUCAGCACGGCGCAGGGCCAAAGGGGACGCCUGAAUCAAGCCAAGCGAAUUUGACGAGUUUGAUGUCGUACGAUGUCGACGCCAUCUACAACUCCCGUGAUAUUUUCUACCUGGCCACUGCAGGCCCGAUAUCCAUCACAUUGGCUCUGGUAUUUCUGUACCAGAUGCUUGGGUGGCCAUCGCUGUUUGGAGUCUUGACGUUGCUAUGCUUGUCACCCCUUCCUGCUCUGGCGUCACGGAAGGUAUCUCGCAUCCAACGCUCUGUUAUGCGGGCUACCGAUGCUCGGUUGUCCAAGAUCUCUGAAUACCUGAACUCGAUCCGGACUUUGAAGUACUUUGGUUGGGAACAUGCUGCCAUCGAUUCAAUCAAUAAUGUUCGUCGCGUGGAGCAACGCCGUCUGUGGUGGCGGAGUGUGUAUGCCGCGUUGAUCUCCAUGGCUGGAGAGCUGUUGCCGCUGCUGAGCUUACUGGUCAUGUUCUCGAUCUACAUACUGUUCACAGGUCAACCACUCCGCGCCCCUGUCGCUUUUACCUCCCUGUCGAUCAUGGAAACGCUGCGAGUCUUGUUUGUCUGGCUUUCGAACGUCAGCAGAUACACCGCGCAGGGUUCGGAGUCACUCCGCCGCAUUGACAACUUUCUCGAGACAGCGGGCGAGAUCAAACGGCACCCCGAGGGUCCGCUGGAAUUGAUCAAUGCGACUUUCAAACCAUCGCCUGUCGCCGCUUUCAGGCUGCAGGAUGUGACCAUCAGAUUCAAGCCUAAUUCGCUCAACGUCGUGACCGGCCCUACGGGAAGUGGGAAGACGACUGUGCUGCUCUCUUGUCUGGGCGAGACCGUCCUGGAGUCAGGCACUGCAUACUGUCCCCAGGACGUUGCAUAUGUUCCACAAGCUCCUUGGCUCCAGAACGAUACGAUCCGUCAGAACAUCGUUUUCUACAGCCCAUUCGACGAGACUAGGUAUGCCACGGUUGUUGAGGCAAGUGGCCUGGCGCAGGAUCUGAGACAGCUCCCCGCCGGUGACAUGACCCGUGUAGGAGAGAAGGGUACAUCUCUGUCGGGGGGUCAGAAGCAACGAGUGUCUUUUGCGCGGGCCUUGUAUUCGUCAUCCUCGACAUUACUGCUGGAUGAUAUCUUCUCCGCCCUUGAUACCCACACUGCUAGUCUCGUGUACGACAAGUCUUUCCGCAGUGGAUUGCUUAAGGAUAGGACUGUCGUUCUGGUCACUCACUACCCCGCUGCUCUGCAAGAUGCAGAGUCCAUUGUUCGCCUUGAACACGGCAAUCUGGUCCCCGUACAAGCGCUUCCGAGGACGCUCACGCCGGUCCUUGCGUCGCCGUCGGGCUGCAGCACGCCUGGCAGUGAGCCGGAUUUUAGUACAAUUGGGAACGAGCCGGUGGUAGAGCAGCCCUUGAACUCGGCGGAUCUUCCGGUGCCCCCUGUUCCUCCUGUAGCAGAACAGAAGACUGCGCAAGGAAGAAUUGUUGAAGAAACCUCUUCUACCGGACGUGUCCCGCGCACACUAAUGUUCAGCUAUAUGCGUCUGUUUGGCGGCGUCGGCUACGCCCCUCUUGUCAUUCUGGCAACUAUCUCGGUCCAAUUUGCCUACUUUUCCAUCACGUACUGGCUCUCUAUAUGGACAGGGGCGUACGAGGAACAGGAACAUGUCGACACUCUGUUCUAUCUGGGGAUCUAUGCGGCCGCUAUCUUUACUUUCCUCUUCUUGCAGGUCUGCAACAAUCUUAUAUACCAGUAUGGCAGCUGGGUAGCCGCCAAGACCAUGCAUCAAAGGCUGGUGACCGCCGUGCUGUCAGCACCCAUUUCUUGGUUUGAUCAGAACCCUAUCGGACGAGCCAUCAAUCGAUUCGGAAACGACACCCGGUCGAUGGACACGAUCCUGGUCGAGUGGCUGCGGAUGUCCAUCGAGAACGCACUGCGGUUCCUGCUUCGCAUUGCCAGCGUCGCCUCCAUCAUGCCGAUUUUCGCGCUCCCCGCCGCGAUCAUCUGCUCCGCGGGCUUCAUCAUGGGCGAGAUGUACACGCGCGCCCAGGUGUCCAUCAAGCGGCUUCGCUCCAUCAGCUACUCACCUGUUUUCUCACACUUCACCGACUCCAUCUCUGGUCUGAGCGUGAUCCGUGCCCGUACUGGUAUGGACCAGGUCUUCCAGGCCAUGCUCGCUGAAAAGCUAGCCGUGCACUCGCGCACCGCCGAGGCGCAGUACAACUGCAACCGCUGGGUUUCCGUCCGGUCUGACUUCUGCGCGGCCUCUGUCUCUGCCGCAGCCGGCUGCGUCGCCUACUUUUGGUCUGGCUCGGCCGGCCUCGUGGGCUUCUCACUGACCAACGCCAUCGGCCUCAGCCAGACGAUCCUCACCUUAGUCCGGACCAUGAAUGAACUGGAAAUCGAGCUUAACUCCUUCCAGCGCAUGAAGGAAUACGCCGAGAUCGAGCCCGAGGAGAGGCUCACCAAGGAAGAGUACCACAAGGCGCUGACUACCCUCCCCGCUAGCUGGCCUACCUCCGGCCGCGUGGAGUUCUCCAACGUCACCGCGCGCUACCAGCCCGACGGCCCUGACGUCCUCCGCGGGGUCUCUUUCGUCGCCCACCCGGGCGAACGCAUCGGCAUCGUCGGCCGCACCGGAAGCGGCAAGAGUACCCUGGGACUGUCCCUGCUGCGGUUCGUCGACCUCGUCGGCGGCACCAUCACCAUCGACAGGGUCGACGUCAGUCGGAUCCUGCUGAACCGCCUCCGCACCAGCGUCACCCUGAUCCCGCAGGAACCCGUCCUCUUCUCCGGGACCGUCCAGUCGAACCUGGACCCCUUCGGCGAGUCCAGCGAAUCCGAACUCCAGUCUGCUUUAUCGGCUUGCACCUCCUCGAUUCACGUCCCCGUCCCCGUGCCUGACCACGUGCAUGCACACCCUUCCUCGUCAACCGAAGAGGGUAUCCCCAGCAAACCCACCCGCCGCCCCCUCACCCUCGACACCCCCGUCGCCGCCAACGGCGAGAACUUCAGCCAGGGCCAGCGCCAGGUGCUGAGCCUCUCGCGCGCCCUCUGCCGGCGCUCGAAGGUCGUGCUCCUCGACGAGGCGACGGCCUCCGUCGACCAUGAGACGGACAUGCAUAUGCAGCAGGUGCUGCGCGAGAUGUUCUCGGACUGCACGAUCAUCGCGAUUGCGCAUCGCUUGCGGACGAUCAUGGAUUACGAUCGCGUGUUGGUGAUGGCUGGUGGGGAGAUUGUUGAGAACGAUUCGCCGCGUAACCUCGUGGCCAAGCAGGGGGUCUUUUGGAAUAUGCUGCGGAAUACGGGCGAGUAUGACGAGUUGGUUGAGAUGAUUGGGGAGGGGGAGGGAGAGGGGAGAUGAAUAUUGGCGUUGGGGGUGGAUGGACGGGUAUAUAUUUAGUAUACUUGGUGAUCAUGAUGACGAUGAUGAUUAUGAUAGAUGAUUUAGAUGGAUUUUUCUGUUCUUUUUUGUGUUGUUCUUGGGUCGGGUAUAUACAAAUGUUUGUUUGAUGCAUAAGGAAGGCUGGAGUAUAGAGAGAGGCUUGUAAAGGAAGUGAAGAGAGCUAGAUCUUGGAUGCAUGCUCUCGUUAGAAGUUGAUAUGUCAAUGGCCUUCUUCCACCAUGCGGGCACCAUCACGGAUACUUGAUGCAGUGCGAGCUCACUGACUGGCCUCCGGAAAUCCCAACUAAGGCGUGCUAUUCCAGCUGCGCAGCAGUCCAUGUCGACCUCAUACUGAUGCCGUAAUACCGCCAUUCUCACGC
Molecule: messenger RNA, 5423 nt
Organism: Aspergillus aculeatus ATCC 16872
Lineage: Eukaryota; Fungi; Ascomycota; Eurotiomycetes; Eurotiales; Aspergillaceae
Product: putative ABC multidrug transporter
Exons: 4
Coding region: 424-5022 (1532 amino acids)
Biological process (GO): transmembrane transport
Cellular component (GO): membrane; fungal-type vacuole
Molecular function (GO): ATP hydrolysis activity; ATP binding; ABC-type peptide transporter activity
Source: RefSeq, a predicted model, not a curated record